GCCCCACCCAAAAACCCAACCAAAUGAACCAACCGAUUGGGACAAAAUGGCUAUCAAAUGAAAGAUCGCAUAUAUCUAGCUCGCUUUUACUAUCGAGCAUCCCGAAAUUUGGAAGAGACUAAAUUGUUAAUAGAAGCCAAUUACCAUUUUCGCUCCAAGCAUCCCAAUGUGUUUUUCAACCGCGAUCCGGAUAGUGACAGCAUUCAACAAUCUACAGAAUUUUUUCAUAUGGUAACCCUGCCUGGCUUGACAACCGAUAACAGUCGAGUAACGCUUGUCAAAUUAAAAAGUACCGAUGCAAAUAUGAUGCACCAUAUCGAAGAUGUGAAGUACUUGUUCACCUUCUAUGACUAUCGUGUAUCUUUACCUGACGUAGUAGAGAACGGCAAGCCCUACAUUGUAAAUGGUGUUAUACAAAUUGUAGAUAUGAAAGGCAUAACAAUGAGACAUGCAGCCAAGACUUCUUUCACAAUUUUGGCAGCUGCUAUCAAAUAUCUACAGAAAUGUUGUCCUAGUACUCUCAAAGGCUUACAUCUCGUAAAUUGUCCCUCGUAUAUUAAUAGGCUGUUUGCUUGGUGAAGCCAUUUUUAAAAAAGGAAUGGAUUGAAAUGACACAUUUUCAUGUUAACAACUUGGGAACACUUUACAAUUAUGUGCCUCGGGAAAUGCUAACCGAAGAGUAUGGAGGCAAUGCAGGAAAAAUAUCAGAUUUGGCUGAGAGUUCAUUAAAAGAAAUACAGUCAAAAAGAGACUAUAUUAUGGACCCCGAUUACUGGGUGGUGAAAUAAGCUUUUUUUCCUAUAAACUAAUAAUGAAAUGUAGAUAUAGA
Messenger RNA from Stomoxys calcitrans (stable fly), 829 nucleotides. RefSeq lists its product as uncharacterized. The transcript has 6 exons. The record is from RefSeq and is a predicted model, not a curated record. Gene Ontology annotation, molecular function: phosphatidylinositol bisphosphate binding. Bases 58 to 579 code for a protein of 173 amino acids. NCBI's taxonomy places the organism in Eukaryota, Metazoa, Arthropoda, Insecta, Diptera, Muscidae. Gene Ontology annotation, cellular component: membrane.